AUGAUAGAUGCUGAUCGCACCCAUGCCGCAUCCACGACCACCGGAAUAAACCUACACCGGCGCCCCAAAGUCCCCCGCCGUCUCUCCUCCGCUACGCUCCCCGACAAUACACGCACCGUCAACUUUGUCAGCGCCAAUCCCAUUCCUGAAUCAAAUGUUACUCGCAACCCCAUUCGCCCCAGAAAAAAUGGAAAGCUUAUUCCCCGCGCCCUCUCCUUGUUCUUGCGCAAGAAAUCCACCGUGGCGAGCCUUACUGAGGCCGAGAGCCAGCUCGCCAGAAUGGCAUCUUCGAGCAAGGCCCACGAUAUACCUGGCUGCCGAACCCCAAACAUUACCUUUGUUGAUUUCAUGACGCCAGUGGAGCGAGAACAGAAGUUGAAGAUAGUCAUUGAAAGCACUGUGACUGAGAGUGUGGACGACGGUUUCGACAGAACCGUAGAGGGCGUGGCGAAGCAACCUUUUCAGGAUAUCGCCGUCGUAAACCUGCAAGAUAAUGUGGAUACGUGCAGCUCACCAGUUUCCCCGUUGAGUCCUUCCUUUGACUCAAUCUUUCCUGUUCGAGUCAAGAAAAGGAACCCCGUUGAGGUGGUGCAGCUCCAUCGGCUAAAGUCGAUGCAGAGGUUGGGCAUGGAGGCGUACAAGGAUGUUAUGGAGAAGUAUCCUAUGAGCGCGGAAGAGAGGGCGCUAGCUUACAGGUGUUUUUGA
Messenger RNA from Laccaria bicolor S238N-H82, 705 nucleotides. RefSeq lists its product as uncharacterized. NCBI's taxonomy places the organism in Eukaryota, Fungi, Basidiomycota, Agaricomycetes, Agaricales, Hydnangiaceae. The transcript has a single exon. The coding region runs from base 1 to 705 and encodes 234 amino acids. The record is from RefSeq and is a predicted model, not a curated record.